Messenger RNA from Aspergillus ochraceoroseus IBT 24754, 818 nucleotides. RefSeq lists its product as uncharacterized. Gene Ontology annotation, biological process: proteolysis. The coding region runs from base 107 to 634 and encodes 175 amino acids. Gene Ontology annotation, molecular function: cysteine-type endopeptidase activity. The record is from RefSeq and is a predicted model, not a curated record. The transcript is spliced from 5 exons. NCBI's taxonomy places the organism in Eukaryota, Fungi, Ascomycota, Eurotiomycetes, Eurotiales, Aspergillaceae.
UCGGAUUGUAAUUGCGAACUAGUACGAGACUGACCAUCCCCUAGGCUUUGACGAUGUAAUUUACCCCGUGGAUUACCGGACAGUUGGACAUAUCGUAGAUGACCAGAUGCACGACAUCAUGGUUCGACCCUUGCGCCCUGGUGUGCGUUUGACCGCAAUCUUCGACUCCUGCCAUUCAGGAACCGCAUUAGAUCUCCCAUAUGUGUAUUCUACGCAGGGUACUCUGAAAGAGCCAAAUCUUGCCAAGGAAGCAGCCCAAGACCUUUUUAGCGCCAUGCUAUCAUAUGGAAGAGGAGACCUUAGUGGCAUGGCUCAAACCGCGAUCGGAUUAUUCAAGAAGGCUGCAAUUGGCGAUUCUGCACGCCAGCGAACCGUGCGAACCAAGACCUCCCCGGCGGAUGUAAUCAUGUUCUCGGGUUCGAAGGAUACUCAGACAUCAGCCGAUACGUUCCAGGAUGGAGAAGCGCGGGGGGCGUUGAGCUGGGCGUUUAUCAAAUGCCUCCAGCGAUCUCCGAACCUGAGCUACGUGCAGCUGCUGAAUGUGAUUCGUUCAGAAUUAGAUGGAAAGUAUACACAGAAGCCGCAACUAAGUUGCAGUCAUCCUCUAGAUACCAACCUACUAUUUGUGAUGUGAUCGUAUUUCACAUGUGACAGAAGAAGAACGCGUAUCUUGUGGGAUUUUGUCGUCGCUCGAGCCUCUACCAUGGAUGUGAAAGCCCGUGUUGAAGCUGAACCACAGGACAGUGCAGAGGAGGCUCGGGCAACCUUCUGGUUAAUCCCGAUUCGAAUUUUUUUUUAAGGAGCCAAACACAGUGCUU